Molecule: messenger RNA, 447 nt
Organism: Ilex paraguariensis (yerba mate)
Lineage: Eukaryota; Viridiplantae; Streptophyta; Magnoliopsida; Aquifoliales; Aquifoliaceae
Source: the annotation of a GenBank genome assembly
AUGGCAUUUUCACUGUACGCGAACCUAAAUCAAGCAUUGGAACGUACACGUGAUUAUAUCUAUCACUUUUGCUCUACCAACACAGCCAAUCUCAGUUACGACACAACCAAACUUCCUUCAUUCUUAGAUUCUUUAACAUCCAGAGCAGGCGGAGCAAACCACGUCGAGUUUUACAGUGGUACCUCGGAUGAUAUUUAUGGUCUCUUCCUUUGCAGAGGCGAUGUUGAUCCCCGUAACUGUCAGACCUGUGUCACCAAAGCGAGAGAAGAGAUUAUAGGACAAUGCCUCUCGAAUAAAGCAGCGAUUAUAUCGUACGACAUGUGCAUGUUACGCUACUGUGAUAUCAAUUUUUUCGGUCGUAAAGAAACACUCCCAAGGGUGUUCAUGUGGAACAUUAAUGGAAAUUCAACCUUGGGAUCACCGGAUCCGGAGAAUUCCGGCAUGUGA